AUGAUUUUAUCCAAGUGGCUGGCCACGCUCCUGGGCGGCGCCUGUGUCGUCCAGAGUGCUGUCGCUCUCGAGUUGAACAUCGAUGACGAGCAAUCUCUAAAAACCGCGGCGAAAACUGUCGCUACCACGAUGAUGGACUAUUAUGACGCUCGCGAUUCCAAGAACAUCCCCGGUAAAUUCGAUGGCACAUGGUGGGAGGGCGGUUCCAUGUUCAUGACCCUCAUCCUGUACUGGUGGGUCACUGGUGAUACCCAGUUCACUCCUGCCGUUCAGGAAGGCAUGUACUGGCAAAAGGGCGACGACAAUUUCUUCCCCUCCAAUUACAGUCAGUAUCUCGGUAACGACGAUCAAGUCUUCUGGGGGUUGGCGGCCAUUACUGCUGCGGAACUUAACUACCCCGAACGAGAGGGCGAGCCCUCUUGGGUGUCACUUGCACAGGGUGUUUUCAAUACUCAGUACCCUCGCUGGGAUACUAGCAGCUGCCACGGUGGUAUGCGUUGGCAGAUUUGGCCUUACCAGGAUGGUUACUUGACAAAGAACGCCAUCUCGAACGGAGGAUUGUUCCAACUUUCGGCUCGUCUUGCGCUUUACACUGGAAACAAGACAUAUGCCGACUGGGCUGAGCGUAUUUGGGAUUGGAGCGCCACGACCCCGCUCCUAAAGCAGAAGAACUGGAACAUCGCUGAUACCACCACCUGCGGCACUCAGUGUACGGAUCAUGGCGAUUUCCAAUGGACCUACAACUAUGCCACCUACAUCAGUGGUGCUGCCUACAUGCAUAACUACACCAAUGGCACUGAAACAAAGUGGAGGGAGGGUGUCGUGGGUCUCGUUAAGACCUCCCAGCAAUUCUACCCAACUAAAGGAUUCAAUGGAGCCGCCGGACAAAUUCUUUCGGACAUCACCUGCGAGCCCUUGGGCAACUGCGAUCGCAACCAGAUCACCUUCAAGGCUUAUUUCACCAACUGGCUUGGAAUGCUGACUACAAUCGUCCCCGAUACCUACGACCUAAUCUACCCUCAGUUAAGGACAUCGGCCCAAGCCGCUGCGAAGCAAUGCUCGGGUGGUGACGAUGGUCAGCAUUGUGGUAUUCGCUGGUACAAACAAGCCGACUGGGAUGGAACCAAGGGUCUGGAGCAACAGAUGGCUGUACUGGGUGUCCUCUCUGCCAAUCUGAUUCCCUUCAAGAACAAGGCACCCUUGACUUCGUCAUCAGGUGGUACCUCCAAGAGUAACCCGAACGCUGGCACCAAUUCUUCAGACAAUGAUGUGCCUAUCCUGAAUACCAUUGGUACUGGUGACCGGGCAGGUGCCGGCAUCUUGACUGUCGUCUUUGUCGCCGGCUGGGCUGUUGCUGUGACCUGGAUGAUCCGUGGUGGCUAA
This is a messenger RNA of Penicillium paradoxum, 1383 nucleotides long. Its product is annotated as glycoside hydrolase family 76 protein. The transcript is spliced from 3 exons. The record is from RefSeq and is a predicted model, not a curated record. Gene Ontology annotation, molecular function: mannan endo-1,6-alpha-mannosidase activity. The coding region runs from base 1 to 1383 and encodes 460 amino acids. Gene Ontology annotation, biological process: carbohydrate catabolic process; fungal-type cell wall biogenesis. Lineage: Eukaryota; Fungi; Ascomycota; Eurotiomycetes; Eurotiales; Aspergillaceae.